Messenger RNA from Aedes albopictus (Asian tiger mosquito), 8458 nucleotides. It is a transcript of the gene Mbs, whose product is annotated as protein phosphatase 1 regulatory subunit 12B. The transcript has 20 exons. NCBI's taxonomy places the organism in Eukaryota, Metazoa, Arthropoda, Insecta, Diptera, Culicidae. The record is from RefSeq and is a predicted model, not a curated record. Gene Ontology annotation, molecular function: enzyme inhibitor activity; phosphatase regulator activity; protein kinase binding. Gene Ontology annotation, cellular component: cytoplasm. The coding region runs from base 1366 to 6150 and encodes 1594 amino acids.
UUGAUCCUACCUUGUGAUUCUCUCGCAUCCGGAGUUCGUCGCGUAGGGAUGUGUUCGUUCCAUCCGAUGAUGUGAGCACUUUUUCCGUCUUUCGACUGAUCGGCAGAUCUUUUCGGGGUGCGCUCUUACAGAAUCGCGAAUCGCGGUCCGUGCUGCGUGUGCGGCGAGCGAUGUGGUGACCCAACAACAAUCGUCUCGAGAAGUUGAAAUUGAAAAUUGUAAAAUAGAAACAUCCACCCAGUGAGUGAGCGAGAGUGCAGUGCACAGCCAGGCCACAGCAUCAGUGUCGGAGUCAGUGCACAUUAGUCGGAUGGAUUGUAUCUAUCUAACUACCUACCUACCUCUAUAGCUGCUGUAGUGUGGAUCCGUGCGGUUGGUUCGCACGUACAUUAAAACUUGCAACAGCUACUAUACGCUAGAAGUGAAGUGAACAGUGCAAUACUAGCGAACCGUCAAGCAAGAAUAACCGAACGAUAAGAAGAAGAACAGCAACAAAAACAACAGCAGCAGCAACAGCGGCACACAUGAGAAAAGCGCGUAUAAAUAAACAUGAUAAGGCGUGGAACGUGGCGAAUCUAGAGUGAGCACAGCCCGCGCCUAUAGUCGGACCGACUAGCGAGUAGACGGAGCAACAGGGAGUUGGAUCUAGCAGCGCCCAGCUCGGUGUGCGUGCCCCCUGUGUGGCUCUCCGUCGUCGUCGUCGUCGUAUGUGUGCCCGCGUGUAUGUUGAAUUGACCCCUCUCGAUUCGACGACCGAGACGAAGAAACCCCAUCGCCAGCAGUAGCAGCAGCAGUUUUUAGUCGUCUUGGUAGUGUGGUUGGUGGUGGUGGUGCUGCUGCUGCAAAACGUCGUCGUCGUCAGUGAAGAAGAUAAUCGAGUGAAUCGAAACCGAAGAAAACCAGUGCGAGCGACAAGAAGAAUUUCAGCCAAAUCCCAUUCGGUUGGGUGUCAGUCAGUUUCGGUUUUCAAAAGAGUAUCAUCUGUAUCGUAUCGUAAGAAAAAAGAGGCAAAAGUGAAAAGUGUGUGGUAAAAGCGGAGUCAAAAUUGGAAAACAUCACCACCACCCUGCCCUCGACCGACAGUAUUCCCCCUGGUUGAGUCGCCUAAUGAGCGAAGGAAAUUGUGAUGCGAUGUGUUUUCGUUCGAUUGGGAAGGAAAAGUGAGAUUUCAAGUGUCAAGUGCGAUUUUUUGCGAUAUUUUAGGGGAAGAUUUCGAUAAAAACCAAUAGAAGUGGAAUUGGGAAGUGCAAGAAGAAGAAAUAAUAGAAAGAAAUCACAUACACCAAUAGUAGUAACAACAACAACAGUGAAGAAGCAAAAGAGAAAAAAGAAGAAAAUCGACAAACAACAACAGCAACAACAACAAUGUCCAUGGACAACCGAAGUACCUCGGCCCUGUUUAAAAGGGCCGAGCAGUUGAAACGGUGGGAUGAAUCAGAGGCGAACAAGCACAGCGGUAUCCCGAAGAGUCCCUCGAUGCGCCGGAUCAAGUUCUCGUCGGGGUGUAUCUUCCUGGCGGCGUGUAUGGCCGGCGAUAAGGACGAGGUGUCGCGGCUGCUGGAAACCGGCGCCGACAUCGACACGGCCAACGUGGACGGGCUGACAGCGUUGCAUCAGGCUUGCAUCGAUGAUAACUUAGAUAUGGUAGAAUUCCUGGUACAAAACGGAGCAGAUGUCAACAGAAAAGACAACGAAGGAUGGACGCCCCUACAUGCCACAUCUUCCUGCGGUUUCCUCAGUAUAGCCCGCUACCUGAUAGAGAACGGCGCCGACCUGGCGUCGAUCAACAGCGACGGCGAGCUGGCCCUCGAUCUGGCCUGCUCGGACGCCAUGGAGGAUCUCAUCCAGCGACACAUCGACGAACAGGGCAUCGACUGCGAGGACGCUCGGCAGGCCGAGGAAAAGAUCAUGCUCAGCGACGCCAAACGGUGGCUCCGCACCGACAGUACCGAUUGUGAUAAACCCCACCCGAAGACGGGUGCCACGGCGCUGCACGUGGCGGCCGCCAAGGGAUACGCGAAAGUGCUCGGUCUGCUGCUGGACGGCCGGGGGGACUUCGACAAGCAGGACGUGGACGGGUGGACGGCACUGCACGCGGCCGCCUACUGGGGCCAGAAGGAAGCCGUACAGAUGCUGCUCGGUGCCAACGUCGACAUCGACAUCCAGAACUACAGCGGCCAGUACGCGAUCGACAUCGCCCAGAAGGACAUUGUGCCGCUGCUGGACGAGGCGCGGAAGAACUUCAAACGGCCCAAACGGCGACCGGCUAGUCAAAUUAGAAUUACGGAUACCAUUGAGAAUAGCAUCGAGACACCCACGAAGGUCAUCCGGGUGGAGGUGAAACCGAUCGACAGCAAAGAACAAGAAGAAGUCGUUAGCGGAAGUGAAGCUGACGAAGAGGAAGAGGAAGAAGAAGAGUAUCAGGAGGUGGAAGAGGAAGAGAAUGGGAUUGAAGACGAAGAAGGGAGUGACCGAGAGGAAGUUGAAGCGGAAGAGUCCGCCGAAGAAGAAGUGGAGGAAGCGGAAGAAUCGGAAGAAGACGCGGAGGAGCAGGAAGCCGAAGAGGAACCGACGGUAGAGCCGGAAGAAGAAGAGGAAGAGGAGCAAGCGUCAGCUGCGGAGUCAUCCCCAUAUUCGUCUUCAUCUGCGGACAGUUCAUCGUCAUCGUCUAGCGAGAGUAGUAUGAGCGAAGAAUCUGAAGCAGAGGAACUGUCCAAGCCCGUUCCGAUCAUUUCCCGACCGAGUCCGGUUCCCGUGGCGGAGCAAAUUAUCGUUCCGAAACCGCGCAUCGAAGGAGUGCACCGGGAGUUACCUGCAGCACCACCACUGCCGCCGCCACCGGCCGUUUCGCAACAGAUGGCGCCACCGCCGGUGCCGUGGCGCCGUCCACGUGCCAUUCCAACUCCGGUUCCCACCGAGGAGCACGCCCAUCAGCAGCAGCAAGCCUUGCAGAGACUCCAGAAUGGUCAUGCUCGGUUAUCGCCGUAUCGCAAUCAAGUUCCUGAGAAAGAAAAUCAACCGACCGAACCCGAUGUGAUACUGCGGCGGACGCAGAGCUUCGAGAGCGAUGAAAAGUUCUACCAGAAGUACGUCGAACUGCGAGCCCGGAUACAGGCCAACUCGUGUCCAAUCCUGCCAAACACGAAUCCCACGGCCAACGCGAAACCAGCAGCACCCACCGCCAACAACAACAACAACAACAACAGCACCAGCACCAACAACAGCUAUCUCGUACAAAGGUCAGCCUCGCUCAAGGACCAUCGGACGCUAAGGAAAGCCUCCAGCAAUCUGGUACUGGGGAGCACCGGCAGUACGACCGGUUCCGCAGCCACAACAGCAACAACCAACGUACAAACGGCGACCACUUCGCCGCCCACUAGUCCCACCGGAACGCCCGUCACGACGCCCAGCACCGGACAGAUCCGAAGCAUCACACCUGCCAACAACAACAACAACAAGAACACGUCCAACAGUCCUUCCAUACCAUCGGUUGAAGUCACCGUCGACACCACCACCAACAACAACAGUAGUAAUAACAAGAACGACACCAGCAGCAAUGCGGUCAACAAAAAUCAUAGCCUGUUCGAACUCAAUCGAAAAUACAUUGAACAAGCCCAAAAGACGAAGAUUAAUAAUGAGCGCAAUAAAUUUCUCUCGUCACUCAACGAGAAGAGGCUGCAACAGCAGCAGCAACAACAACAACACAACCACCACCACCAUCACCAGGAAGCGCAACAGUCGGAAACGAAAGGGCCAUCACAAUCCGCAUCCGCAAAGUCCGGCCCCGCAGAAAAAGAACCGUCGCCAGCGGCGGAAGCACCCGCAACAGCUAAGGGCGUAGCCCCACUGUAUGGGUCCGCCGCUGCCAACAACAAUUCCAACGUCAACAAUUUCAACAACUCCAACGCAACAUUACCGCCGCCGUCGCCAUCGCAACAACAACAACAACCACCAACCGUAGUGACCUCAACGAACAAACUCUCGCCGGGAAAUAUUUUCAAAAACUUUUUCAAAUCCUUCGUGCCACCGACGCGCGACGAAGAGAGUGAAACUCAGCGGAAAGCGCACGCCAAGCGGGUCCGCGAAACGCGACGCUCGACCCAGGGCGUCACCCUGGACGAGAUCAAGAGUGCCGAGCAGCUGGUCAAGAAGAAAAACUCCACCAACAGCGGCAGCGAUAGCGACCCAUCCGCUACAGCAGCAACAUCGACGCCCACAGUCACCGGCAGUACUAGUACCACCACUUCAUCAUCCACAUCGGCAUCGGCCACUCUCGUCAACGAUCGCGUUCCGUCGGUGGACGCCGAGGUAAGCAGCAAAGUUCCUUCAUCAUCUAGCAACAGCGGUUCAUCUGCCGAUCAGCAAGUGUCCGCGAGUUUUACGAUCAGUGCCCCUCCCUCCAGCUCUCUGUCCAGCACCACCUCCUCGAUCAAGUCCCAUCGGGGCGACGUGGGUGGUGGCGGCGGCGGAGGCGGAGGGGGAGGUGGCGACACGGCAUCCGUCGCCCCGGAUGACGACGGAAGCAGCAAGAUCAGUGUAUCGUAUACGAUCACCACACCGAGGCUUAGUAGCAGCAGCAGUGAUACGACAGCGAUCGCCAAAGAUAGCAAAAACAAGGAGAGUAGCGUCCCUUCGGUGACGGCGACCUUCAGCGUACCCAGCGGAACUCCCAUCACCUCCACCACCACCACCGCGAGCAACAACAACAACUCUAACAGUAGCAACAACAAUCUUUACAAGAAGACUGAUUUGGACGAUUCAACGAAAACGACGAAGUCAACGAUAGCUCCCUCAGGGGACUCCGCCUCGAUCAGUACUAGCAGUAGUACGCCAGCGCCGGCGUCCACCUCGGUGACGGCCACCAUCCGGACGCCGGGUCCCUACGGUACCUCCAGCAAACGGUCCCUGUUCGACAUCGACAAUGCCAACUCGUUGACCCUGGCGGAGAAACUCCGGCAAGAGGCCAACAAGUACGCCGAAAGCGACAAGGAGAACUUCGUCAGCACGAAAGGACCAACCGGCGCCGCAGUGACAACGACGACAACGAAAAGUAGUAGUGAGUCGACGACGACGCCGGCUGCCUCGGCAGCUGCCGUCGAAGGUACAGUAUUGCUGCGGAAGGACACCAGUGCGCCUUCGUCACCCCUGCAUCAUCAUCAACCGUCAUCGACGACCAUGGCGGAACGGAGGCCCUCGUGGCGGCUGAAAGUGGACGGCGGUUCCAAGUUUAAACUGGAAGACGCAUCCGCGCCCACCAGUACACCUACCUCCAACGCCACAAGUAGCAGUACCGUCACUGCCCUGGAUUCUUCCUCACAUAGUCGACAGCAGCAGCAGCAGCAAAAUGAACUUAAUAGUAUUUCAAUGUCCUCGUUGGCCCAACGAAGGCAGAACGGCGACAGUAGCAGUUUUAUCACAUCUCGUCCGACGUCGGCUCCGGAGUUGGGUUCAUCGCUGACGGCGAGCAGCCUUAGCAACGACCUGCGGUCCGCCCGACUCCAGAAGGCUAGUGAGGAGAACAAGGAGAAUGACAAGGAGAACGAAAACCGAAGCACCACCACCGGCACCAGCGGCGGCAGCAGUAGUGGUACCACUACCAGCAACAGUAGUAGUAGUACCCAGGCAACGCAAGCGGUCAUCCAGAGACGGAGACGUCAGAAGCGACGCUCCACCGGUUUGGUGCACGUCGACAUGGAGGAUAUUGAUCCUGAGCGACAAGAUUCUCCAGUCGACGGUGAAGAGAAGGAGUCCGGAACGGAACGGGGUCGAUCGCGCGUUGGUUCUACCGCAUCCGAGUUAGCGGACCAGCAGAAGGACGGUAGCGAAUCCAAGGAGAAUGGCGGUGACUACAUCGACUACAAAGCUCUCUAUGAACAGGCCAAAGCUGAUAAUAAUAAGCUUAAGAGUGACUUAAGGAAACGGGAUGAAGAAGUGGCUAGUCUGCAAGCGGCUCUCGAAAGGUUUAACCUCGCGACCACCAAAAACAACUCGCUGUCGGAGCUGGAGAAGCGGGAAAAGCGAGCGAUGGAGCGGAAAAUGUCGGAAAUGGAGGAAGAGCUCAAGCAACUGGAAGCCCUCAAGACCGAGAAUCAGCGCCUGAAGGACGAGAACGGAGCGCUCAUUCGUGUAAUUAGUAAGUUAAGUAGAUAGAAGCAGGCCACAGUCGGCCCAACGACGCUGAUUGAGUUAACAACAACUACUACUACUACAACCACAAAUGCUAAAUAGAAAAAAGAAUUAAUCAAAAAAAAAAAACUUCUAACACUUGAAAAGCGGAAAAGCAGAUUUUUUUUCUACAAGUUCUCUUACGCAAAAUUGAACUUUUUAUCAUUUGGAUUAGGAAGAGAAACUUUGGAAGGGGAAAUAACAUUUCAAAUCAAACCUAGGUAGAGAACAAGAGUAAAAAAAACUAUUUAUUGACAGAAGAAAAACCACGCGUACACGGUAAAAUGAUUUCAACGAUUAUUUUCAGAUAAGUAAUUAGCUUUUUGGGGGAUUUUUUCGCCCAGUGCAGGAGAAUGCUUUGUAUUUUAGUCAAAAAAAUGAAAAGAACAACACUAAUUGUUUCGUAGUAAAAAACGAGAAUGGAAAUAUUAUUUUGUUGUUGAACAGUAAAAACGGAUUUUUUGUAAAAUAGAUCGAUUCAAACUUGCGCGCAGUUAGUGAUGCACUCACAUCACGUCAAUCCGUUCGUUUGUGUCAGUGUAUGAAUAAACUAGCGCGACAGUUUGCGCUCUUCUCUAUGUACAGUAAAAAACUUCUUUUCUAUUUGAAUUUGUAACAAAUCAAAAACAACAAUAAAUAUGUGAGCGUCGAGGAGUGCAGAAUAAUCUGGAAACAAUAAUUGAAGCUGUUCAAAACACACUGAAACUCUUUAAAAAUCGAUAGGUAUAUUUAUAGACUUUUUAUAGCGAACCGUACGUAUUUAUAUUUAUACAAAAAUUCGUGGACAAGAGAUUUCCUUUCUCUAUAGUUUAUUUGCUGCUGUUGUGCUGCAUUAACCCGAAAGUCUUCGAAGAGCUCAUGUGAAAAUUGACCUGAAUGUAGCACUGCAUAUCUGAAGUGUUAUCUAAUAACACGGCGUUUUCUUGUAUGGUAUUCAAACCAACGAUUAUUUCAUUCUGUUGGUAAAUGUUUAUUUAUUGUUCAAACAAAUAUCAUACAAUGUGAAGUUGUGUUACGUUAGAAGUUCCACUGGCAUGUUCGUGUCGAGUGGUUACCACAUGCAAAAAGUCGGUCCGAAAUAAAUUGGUGAGCUCGUUCCAUAUUAUUUCUUGUCAUGCUAUACAUCAGUUCUUUAUAUUUGUGUCCCGGAAGAUAUUACUCUCGCAGUUAGCGGUGAUAUGCAGUCCAAUCGCAGCGAACAGAAAAACUCUCCUCCAUUUGUUCUCUCGUUUUGCUGCUUCCGAAGCAAAUAAAGUAAAAAUCGCGCACACGGAUUUGAUCUCUCCUUCAUUGGCUCGUAUACAGAUAUACUUGUAGAUAGACUGUUGUAGGCUGCUGGCUGGUACAAGGCACUACCAACCAGAAGUGCGCCUUGAUUUUUCUACGAUUCUAGUACCAUACAAUUUUGAAGCUUUUCUUAUGCACACAUUGCUAACAUGAUUGUGUCUCUACGAGCGGCAGUUAGUUUAAAAACGCUAGAGAGAGGUGAUAGUAAUUAGGUUGAGAGCGUGUGUGCGUCAACGUAAUGUAGAUAGGAACUUGAAUGGGAAAACAUGAAAGCAUUUUCGAAAUACUUUUUUCUGUGUGGAGAUUUACAAUAAUUAGGAAUAAAAAAAAAACAAAACUCCUCCGUUAGCAAUUUUUGCCAGUUUUUUACACACCCACAAUUAGAAAUUUUAGUGUCUAUUUAUUGUUCUGAAACGGAGGCAGAUAAAGAGUGAGGAACUAUUGAAAGCAAUCUUUCGUUAAAUGUAAAAAAAAAACCUUCUUUGAACAAACACAACAAAAAACUCCUACAAUGUAUGUUAAUUGCUGUAUCUCUUGAGCGUUUUAGUUGAUAGUUAUCUUCUUCUUGAUUAGUAGUCGUUUAAUAUGUGUAAUACAUCUACUGUAGAGAGUGUGUAUGGCGUCGCCCGAGAGCUACACAAAACAUGCGUAACUGAGAGAUGGAAGCAGUACUUCUCCUCCCUGUUUAUUGUCAUUAUUGAUUAUUGAGUAUGUUUAUUAAAAUUAUUAUUAUCAUUAUUGAAACUAUCUUUAUCGUCAUAGUUAUGUUGUAUUUGUCAUCGAAUUGUAAGUGAAAAAAGAUGAAAGCAUACAUUUGCAUAGGAACACAACACAACGCAACACCACACACACACCCACAUACAAACAAACACUCAACACAGAACACCCCAUUAAUACAUUGUAAUUUAUGUUUAUUGCCUGUAGCGAUGAGGAAAAGCGCAUUGUACUAUUAUUAUUUUCAAAACCAACAAAACAGUUGAAAAAUACAGAGGAAAAAAUGUUGAAA